AUGUCACGCAAAAUAUGACUUGUCACUUUUGCUUUUGAAAAUCCUGCAAGGUAUCGUGCAGUAGGUAGUUGAUUUUCGCAAAUUAUACGUUGUACAGUGACUACCGUACACUCGCAGUCUAAUUCAUCCAUUGUCUUUUGUGCCUGUAUCUGUCAGAAAACACCAUGCCCCAAUACAAAGUUAAAGUGAAAUGGGGCAAGGAGUCCUAUCAGGUGGACGUCAACACUGACGAGCGUCCAGAAUUGUUCAAAGGGCAAAUUUUUACCCUAACCGGGGUAUUGCCAGAGAGGCAGAAGGUAAUGAUUAAGGGCAUCACUUUGAAGGAUGAUGAGUGGGGCAACUUUAAGCUAAAAGAUAAUGUUACUGUUCUACUGAUGGGCAGCAAAGAGGAAGACGUGCCCAAAGAACCAGUUGAGAAGACCGUUUUUGUGGAAGACAUGAACGAAAGUGAACUAGCAACUGUUCUCGAUUUGCCUGCGGGCCUUAAUAAUUUAGGUAAUACCUGCUACAUGAACGCCACAGUUCAGUGUCUAAAGACUGUCCCGGAGCUGAGAGAAGCCUUGCAAACUUAUCAAGAAGUUGUUACUGUGCCUGGAGGACUGAUGCCUGCCCAAUCUAUCACUGCAGCGCUUAAAGAUUUAUAUACGAUGAUGGACAAGGGUCGUACGGUGCCUCCCAUAGUGCUACUCCAAGUGCUUCAUAUGGCUUUUCCCAGAUUUUCCGAGAAAAAUGACCAGGGACUGUUUGCCCAGCAGGAUGCAAAUGAGUUCUGGACAGAACUGGUGAGAAUGUUGCAACAGAAAUUACCAUUAAAAUCAAUUGAAACUUCGUCUAGUCAACAAAACUUUAAGUCCUUGAUUGAUCAAUACUUUGGCGGGGCAUUCGAUGUGGAACUGAAAUGCGAUGAAGCCCCUGAUGAACCAGUGACCAAAAGCAAAGAGCAAUUCUUGCAAUUGAGCUGUUUCAUGUCGAUGGAAGUGCGGUAUAUGCAUUCCGGAUUAAAGAGUAAAAUGCAAGAGCAGAUUACAAAGAAAUCUCUUUCACUGGACAGGGAUGCGGUUUACACAAAAACAUCUAAAAUCAGCCGACUUCCUGCCUAUUUAACCAUACAAUUUGUAAGAUUCUUUUACAAAGAGAAAGGUGCAAUCAAUGCGAAGGUUCUAAGAGACGUAAAGUUUCCAAUAGAGUAUGACGCUUAUGAAUUAUGCACCCCUGAACUGCAGGAAAAGUUAACGCCUGUCAGGAGUAAAUUUAAGGAGUUGGAGGAUGCCUUAGUCGAAAACCCAGCGGCCAAAGAAAAAAAGAGCAAAGGCGAUGGCAAGACAAGCGAGGAAACGCGGUAUGCUCCCUACUGGUUUGAAGAUGAUGUAGGCAGCAAUAAUAGUGGAUAUUACACUUUACAAGCGGUGCUCACGCAUAAAGGGCGCUCUUCCUCAAGUGGUCAUUACGUAGGAUGGAUUCGAAUAGCCGGAAAUAAAUGGGUUAAGUGUGACGAUGAUACCGUUACACCUGUAACAGAAGAGGAAAUUCUUAAACUGUCCGGUGGAGGAGAUUGGCAUUGUGCGUAUGUUCUUCUCUACGGACCGCGUCUGCUCGAGAUCCAAGAUGUAACUGAAAAAAUGCAAACUGAUUGAAUUUUGUACUUGUCUUCAACUAGGCUUUUGUUAAGAUAAACUUUAAUAUAUUAAAAUCAACAAAAA
Dendroctonus ponderosae (mountain pine beetle) is the source of this 1700-nucleotide messenger RNA. RefSeq names its product ubiquitin carboxyl-terminal hydrolase 14 (gene Usp14). Bases 165 to 1634 code for a protein of 489 amino acids. Gene Ontology annotation, molecular function: protein binding; cysteine-type deubiquitinase activity; proteasome binding. Gene Ontology annotation, biological process: regulation of proteasomal protein catabolic process; protein deubiquitination; proteasome-mediated ubiquitin-dependent protein catabolic process. The record is from RefSeq and is a predicted model, not a curated record. NCBI's taxonomy places the organism in Eukaryota, Metazoa, Arthropoda, Insecta, Coleoptera, Curculionidae. The transcript has 12 exons.